CCUAGUGGCUGGAGUAUAUUAAUACCAAAUGCCCUCCCAGACACUCCUGGACACUACAAGUACAAACACCGUUACAUUAGGGCAUGGUUGAUAUUAACUUGACUGGCCUAGGCCGCUUCUGGGUCUGGGAGCCUAAUAUUGUUGUCACGGUGGGUGUUCGUGAACUGGAAUUGCUGACCUAACACAGUCUUUGCGGCAGCCGCCGUCGUCCGGAAACGCGAAUGGCAGACACCGGCAGCCAGCUCAUGUGUGCGCUAUGAAUGCAGCCCAGUUGGAUUUCCCCCAUUCGUGAAAUAGUUGUUGCGUUCAUUAUACGUGAUAAUCGAAUAUCGACCAUUCUCUGGCGUCAUCGAACAGGUACAUGCCAAUGAAUCCUGGCAAGUUUGGUGCGAAAGUGGCGCAUCCACCUCCCUCAGUUCCCUGCCAUUCCCUCCCAGAGGGUGGCAUUUCGGUAAAGCAUCCGAGACUGCGGUGCAUGCCACCUGGUGAACAAUUGACUAUCUUGCCAUAUGAUCCUCAACGUGGACAAGGCAUUCUAGGGCAUUCUCCGCAUCUGCAUCCGCCGUCCACCCAGAAGUCAUCCUUAUCAGGUAGGUUUAAUUCGCCGUCCCUGAUGUCGCAAAAUGCCGCCUGUGACCAGAGCGACAACCACGGUGGACGAGGACAAUGCAAGUUCAUGGACAACACAGACGACGCUUUGGCUUGUCAAAGCUUCCGCAGGAUGAUAAUAGAUAAAUACGAAGACAUAUGUUCCUCCCGGAUUGCAAACUCUCCACUAGCAGAUCUGUGUAUCUUCACCGUCGCACUCCUCUGGAAGGAACCUGCUGCAUCUUCUUAAUAUUUGUUGCAUCGAUCGAGCGGCGCCGACCUUUUGCCCUUUACAUCAAUUCCUUGAGGUUGGUUAUUGACUCGCACAUCCCUUGCUCCUGUUGU
This is a messenger RNA of Pisolithus orientalis, 933 nucleotides long. RefSeq lists its product as uncharacterized. The record is from RefSeq and is a predicted model, not a curated record. NCBI's taxonomy places the organism in Eukaryota, Fungi, Basidiomycota, Agaricomycetes, Boletales, Pisolithaceae. The coding region runs from base 362 to 838 and encodes 158 amino acids. The transcript has a single exon.